Molecule: messenger RNA, 798 nt
Organism: Oncorhynchus keta (chum salmon)
Lineage: Eukaryota; Metazoa; Chordata; Actinopteri; Salmoniformes; Salmonidae
Exons: 3
Source: RefSeq, a predicted model, not a curated record
GUUGGGCAUCUCCGGCGCGGCCCACGCUUGGAUUGCGUCCUACCUGACAGGUCGCUCCUACCAGGUGGCGAAUCGCAUCUCUGCAUGUCUGGCAGACAUAUCAGUGUGGAUGACGGAUCACCACCUCAAGCUGAACCUCAGCAAGACGGAGCUCCUCUUCCUCCCGGGGAAGGACUGCCCGUUCCAUGAUCUCGCCAUCACGGUUGACAACUCCAUUGUGUCCUCCUCCCAGAGCGCUAAGAACCUUGGCGUGAUCCUGGACAACACACUGACGUUCUCAACUAACAUCAAGGCGGUGUCCCGUUCCUGUAGGUUCAUGCUCUACAACAUCCGCAGAGUACGACCCUGCCUCACACAGGAAGCGGCGCAGGUCCUAAUCCAGGCACUUGUCAUCUCCCGUCUUGAUUACUGCAACUCGCUGUUGGCUGGGCUCCCUGCCUGUGCCAUUAAACCCCUACAACUCAUCCAGAACGCCGCAGCCCGUCUGGUGUUCAACCUUCCCAAGUUCUCUCACGUCACCCCGCUCCUCCGCUCUCUCCACUGGCUUCCAGUUGAAGCUCGCAUCCGCUACAAGACCAUGGUGCUCGCCUACGGAGCUGUGAGGGGAACGGCACCUCAGUACCUCCAGGCUCUGAUCAGGCCCUACACCCAAACAAGGGCACUGCGUUCAUCCACCUCUGGCCUGCUCGCCUCCCUACCACUGAGGAAGUACAGUUCCCGCUCAGAUGUUCUUGCCUUAGAUGAGAAGCCCCUGAUUGAUCGUACUCCACCGGUCGCUGAGCCCAAAGCCCCGGGAUG